Molecule: messenger RNA, 597 nt
Organism: Dermacentor albipictus
Lineage: Eukaryota; Metazoa; Arthropoda; Arachnida; Ixodida; Ixodidae
Source: RefSeq, a predicted model, not a curated record
UCGCAGUCGUAAAUAUGCCGGAGACAGACACCGCUCACGCGACAGAGGAAUGUCAAUCCGCGAGCGCUCAGUCCUUGCAGAUGCGCCGGCACCAAGCCGAGGCACGGCCUUUGAGAUAUGCUCGCGAAGCCAGCUCUCCUCCUGAUUGUCGUGCACGGAUGCAUUGAAACUGUACUGUGCCAAAGACCAGGAGCCCACUUGAAAAAGUCUAAGCAGUGGAAGAAUUUCGAGAGAGACUGGGAUAUAUUAAUGCAUCAUGUAUUCACGGAGGAAGAGGAAGUGCUCCUCUCAAACUGCUGUAACCCAGAACAGUCUAAGGCUGUGGAACUUUGCGUCAAGAGAUCGAGUUUUACCUGGAAAGAAUACAUAGAGCUGCAGAUAUCGGUGGUAAGAUGGAGGAAUAACAAGAACCACGUCGACGAAAGGGAAGAGAAAAAGAAAAUCUUCGAACUGUUGAAAAGAGGGAAGAUAUCCGUGUGGGUUUUGAUAACGAAGCUCAGGGGACUCAUGGACUGCUUGUGGACAGUUCACAAAAAAAGGACAAACAACAGCUCGUAACUAAACUGGCAAUAAAAUAUGUACAUUUUCCUCCAGCGA